Molecule: messenger RNA, 1016 nt
Organism: Otolemur garnettii (small-eared galago)
Lineage: Eukaryota; Metazoa; Chordata; Mammalia; Primates; Galagidae
Gene: UTP11
Product: UTP11, small subunit processome component
Exons: 8
Coding region: 85-846 (253 amino acids)
Biological process (GO): rRNA processing
Cellular component (GO): small-subunit processome; nucleolus
Source: RefSeq, a predicted model, not a curated record
UUUCCGCAGGAUCGGAGGACGCGGUGGCAAAAGGCAGUGCAGAACCGGCGUUGUCCAUUUGAACUCUUCCAGGAGUGAACCGACAUGGCUGCGGCUUUUCGGAAGGCGGCUAAGUCUCGACAGCGGGAACAUCGAGAGCGAAGUCAGCCUGGCUUUCGAAAACAUCUGGGCCUGCUGGAGAAAAAGAAAGAUUACAAACUUCGCGCAGAUGACUACCAUAAAAAACAAGAAUACCUCAGAGCUCUCCGGAAGAAGGCGCUUGAAAAAAAUCCAGAUGAAUUCUAUUAUAAAAUGACUCGAGUUAAACUCCAGGAUGGAGUUCAUGUUAUUAAGGAAACUAAGGAAGAAGUAACUCCAGAACAGCUAAAGCUGAUGAGAACUCAGGAUGUCAAAUAUAUAGAAAUGAAAAGAGUUGCAGAAGCUAAGAAAAUUGAAAGACUAAAAUCAGAGCUCCAUCUGCUGGAUUUCCAGGGGAAGCAACAGAAUAAGCAUGUGUUCUUUUUCGACACCAAAAAGGAAGUUGAACAGUUUGAUAUUGCAACUCACCUGCGUACGGCUCCGGAACUAGUGGACAGAGUCUUUAAUAGACCCAGGAUAGAGACAUUGCAGAAGGAAAAAGUGAAAGGAGUCACUCAUCCGUCUCGACUUAAGCGAAUAGCUAAAGAAAGGGAAAAGCAAUAUAACUGCCUGACACAGCGGAUUGAGCGAGAGAAGAAAUUGUUCGUUAUUGCACAGAAAAUUCAAACACGCAAAGAUCUUCUGGAUAAAACUCAGAAGGUGAAGGUGAAGAAAGAAACAGUGAACUCCCCAGCUAUUUACAAAUUUCAGAGUCGUCGCAAACGUUGACAUAUUAUAGAUAAGCCUUGUCUUUCUGAAUCAAAAAUAAUUGUUUUCCUAGUAACUUAAAUCCCUUUAGUCCAAAUAGUUUUCCUGUUUGUAACCAUAAUUUAUCGUCAGUCUAGCAUUUGAUAUCUUUUUAUGAACAACAUUAUAUCCUCUUCCCUUCUGGUACUGUU